Messenger RNA from Gigantopelta aegis, 4852 nucleotides. RefSeq names its product lysosome membrane protein 2-like. The coding region runs from base 326 to 1966 and encodes 546 amino acids. Lineage: Eukaryota; Metazoa; Mollusca; Gastropoda; Neomphalida; Peltospiridae. The transcript is spliced from 13 exons. Gene Ontology annotation, molecular function: scavenger receptor activity. Gene Ontology annotation, cellular component: membrane; cytoplasm. The record is from RefSeq and is a predicted model, not a curated record.
GUUCAACCUGUACUUUAUUUUACUUUUUAAAGAUAAAAACCGGUCUCAUUUAUGCACAAGUACGACGUGAUAUUGUACCCUUUCUCUUUUGCGGCAUUCUUCAAACUUGAACUCACUAUUUAUGCUUUUUUGUUUAAAUGUCAAGUUUGUUUAUGCUUGCAGUGACGAGUGAACCUGUUGACAACGUUCAACGUUGAACGUACUACCAUUUAUGAUUUAGGAUAAUUCAUGAAUUAGGCCUACAGUCUAUUGUCUAGAAGCUUGAAUUUUGACUAUUUGACAUUUUAUCAGACUAGAUUGUGGCACCUGCAUUAAUUACGAAACUAUGGUGCUAACACUGACGAGAAAGAUGAAAGUUGUGUGCUGUGUGGGGCUGACCCUUGCAGUGGUUGGUAUUGUCAUGAUUCCAGUUGUCCAAGCGAUUGUGAAGAGCAAGAUUAAAGAGGAAAUGAUGCUCAAAGAAGGUGGGAUGCUCUAUAAGAUUUGGAAGAAUUUUUCCAUCCCGAUUUACAUGCAGAUCUACAUGUUCAACUUGUCCAACCCUGACGAGUUUAAGAGUGGCCAGAAACCAGCCAUGGUACAAACCGGACCCUACACUUACAGAGAAGAGAGAUACAAAAUAAAUAUUACUCACAAUGCCAAUGGUACAGUAACAUACCGCCAGAUUCGGAGGUUUAUCUUCAAUCGAACCAUGUCUGUGGGAGAUGAGUCUGAUCUCUUUGUCACUAUCAACCCAGUGCUUAUGACUCUGUUGGCAUCUUUACACAGUGAAUCCGGACUGGUUCGGGAGAUUGUGAGUUUUGUUCUUGGUCUUAGUGGCCAGGACAUAAUUAUCACGAGAAGUGUGUCCGACGUCAUCUGGGGCUACCAUGAUCCGGUGCUUGCGAAGGCAAUGAAAAUUGCUAAAAGCUGGUUCUACACCGACUACGUUGGGUAUUUUAUUAAUAAAAACAACACUGAUGAUGGACUGUACACUGUGUUCACAGGCGAGAAUGAUAUCAAUAAACUGGGGGUCAUCAACAAGUAUAAUGGUUCCAGCUAUGUUGACUACUGGAGUACCAAGUGGGCUAACAUGAUAAAUGGAUCUGAUGGUACAAUUGCUCCACCUUUCCAGGAAAAGACGACCACACUACCCAUGUUUUCAUCAGAUAUCUGUCGGUCGGUGUUUGGCGUGUACACGUCGGAUGUGAAGAGUCCACAAGGAAUCAACUUGCAUCGAUUCACAUCGACAGAAGAUCAGCUGGCUAACAAGACCAUCAACCCAGCAAACGUCGGCUUCUGUACGCCAAACACGAGCUGUAUGGGUACCGGAGUCCUCAACAUCAGCCAGUGUCAACUACUGGACUAUUUUCACAUUCCUAUAGUGGUGUCGUUUCCCCACUUCCUGAUGGCUGAUAUGAAGUACCUCAGUGCUGUGGACGGGAUGCAUCCAAACAAACAGGAACAUGAGACGGCUGUGGACUACGAACCUAUGACUGGACUUGUGCUGCAGGCAGCCAAACGUCUUCAGAUUAAUAUUUACAUAGCUCCCAUCGACAAAAUGAAACAGACAUACAACAUAAAGCCAGUUGUUUUCCCAGUAUUUUGGUUGAAUGAGAGUUCUGUAGUUGAUGACAGCCAUGCCGAGACUCUACAGAACAUGCUGUUCACUCCACUGCUGGUCGCAAAAGUCCUCGAGAUCGUCCUCAUAGCUGGCGGCUCUCUGCUGCUGGUCUCCGGACUGGGCCUGGCAUUCAUCAAGCGUAAGAUGCUGGGAAGAAUUGAACCGCAGAUCGAACCUCCCCAACAUAUUGACAGUUAUGAUGAACGACAGCCUCUGUUGAGUGGCUCCCUCUCGGGGAAGGUUCCGCCGGCUCUGGUAGAUGAAUCCCGCAAUACUGGGCGUGACGCCAGCCACAUGGAUGACGAUGAUGUCCCAGAUUUUCAUGUUGAAACAGGUGGAAGCCCAUCAGGUGGUGUUAAUUAAAACUCUCCACGAAUCGACAGGAAAUUGCUCAGUGUUACGCCUUCAUGAGUCACUACUAGCAAAGCUUGCUGUCCAGUAGAAAACCCUUUAUUGCAACUGAAAUUUAAGUCAGUAUUAUUCUAAUAAUUAGUACUGAACCCAUCAAAAGUAUUUUAAUUGAUUUUGCUUCUGGUUAAGAUUACACCAUAUUUACAUCUAUAUUUGCAGUGAGCAAAGAAGUAGAGAAACAUUUUUCAGUGUCCAGUAUUAUACUUUGAUGUGAUUUUUUAAGCUGCUUUUUCUUUUUCUUUUUCUGUUUUGUAUAAACUUAAUUCUCGUAAAAUAGACUAGGUGUGAUUUGAAAAUUGAAUUGAAUCUUACAUUGAUGUAGGGUAUAACAUGUUUAGCCAUUUGCAAGACCAAAUCAGCUUUUGAAAUGUGUAACAAAUACUUGAUUAUACCAAGUUGUAAAUAUGGAUUUUUGGGAAAGCAGAAGUGCCAUAUGAAAUUUAUAGGACGAGUUAGAAAUUAUUUUAUUCCCCGAGUGAGACUGAGAGUAUAAAACAUUUUCAAACAAGUUCCAUAAAUUAUGUGUGGCACUAAUGCAAAUGUUAUAAAUUUAUUAUCGAUAAACAUAGUUGUCAAGAAACUUACUUGAAGAUCAUGUGAUAAAUUAUUAUUAUUAUUAUUUUUUUUAUUUUUUUAAAUUUUGUGAUAAAUUUAUUAUCGACAAACAUAGUUGCCAAGAAACUUACUUGAAUGAUCAUGUCAUAUAGAAAAAUUAUUAUAAUUGACAUUUUCUAUGUUAGUGCUUAAAUUUUAUAUUUACAUUUUUAUUUAACAGAUAUAUUAAACCAUGACUCUGAAUGGAAAUUAUACAUGUAUUAAUAAACUCGCACAUGACAUUUUUUCCUGAGAUAUUAUUAUGUGCCAAACCCUUUACGGUCUUUCAUACACUACUUCUAUAUAGUCCUCAUUCAUACUUGUAUAGUGUUCAGUGUUUCUGCCAGAAAGAAAUUUUUGGGUAUGGUGCUAUGAAAUUAAAAAUUUACAAUGUGUGUGCUGAAUGCAAUUGCAGUUGAUAGGGGGUAUGGGGGUCUCCCCCAGAAAUAAAAUGGGUUAGGUUUAGGGUUAGGGUUAGGAAAAUCAUACAGUAAUGAAAAGAGUCAUUAAUUUUGUCAAAAGGUAUAGGCCUACUUUAAAAAAUAAAAUCUGCAAAAACAAUUUGGGUAUGGUGCCAUACCUAUUUUACCCUCUGGCAGAAACAAAUACUAUUUGUUUAUACUUAAUUAUAUAGCUGAUAAUAUAGUGAAAACAGAUUUUAGUAUUGGGGUCUUUCAGCAGUUACAUAAUGCAGAAUCAUGUAUAUGUUUACCCCCUAGCUCUCCCCAUAGUGUAGUCUGUCUGUAUUCAUACGUAAUACACCCCUUUCAUGUCAUUGUUGAAUGGCUGACUUCAGAAAUAUACUGAACAAAAUUAAUUACGGGACAUAUUCUCGGCAUAUUUAAAAUCAAAUAUUGUUUCCCAAGGCUCUCACUGGAACAGAUUUUGGUUGAGCCAAUUUUCAGAUACAAUGCACAAUAGAUUUAAGGAAAACUGUAUUAGCCAAAGACUGUAGCCAUUUUGUUUAAAAAUUAGCAAAUUGACUAAAUUUUGCAAUGAAAAGGGUGAGCCCUGGUAAUCCCCCCUCCCCCAACCCCCCAGUUUGUUGCAUUGUAAGGUGUCUGUGUUAAAGCUUAAUGAUUUAAACAAUUUAAGACGAGUGUCAUUAUGAACAAUAAUCACAAAACACCAAAAAUGUGCUACAUUUCAUUUUGUUUAAACAAAUUACAACAGUAACUGUCUUCUAAACAGCAAACAUGUACUAAGGACAUUUUUUCUAAACAGAUUUUCUUUUCCUUAAUUUGACGAAAUUUUUAUGAAAAAUGGAAACAUUAUAUCAAUAUAUAUUCUGUUCGAGACAUUUUGUUCAAUAUCGCGGUGCGAUUCGCUACACAAGUUUCAGAGAUUGCUACUCAAUUUUAAAACAUUAAACAGCAGUUGCUAAUCAUUUUUCACUGGACUAGAAAUAUCACCAAUCACGAUUUUGUAAACAAAAUGUUCCCUGGAUUUGAGGCUGAUUUCUUUAAUUGUGGGAAAAGUUAAUUAUUUGUGUAAUUGUUUUAGAAAUAAAUGCAAAUAUCAUUAAGGUGGAUGACAGUAACUUUUCGUACCCUCGUUUUGGCUUCGUACACAGUAAAUAAAACAUAUCCAAUGGUAAUUUUUUGAUAUGAUAUAUUUGACAAAAGGUACUUUUUAUUUCUUUCAUCUUUUGAAACUUAAAAUUAAUAUUUUGUCCAGAAUUAUGAAAAAUAACAAAAUACCAACCUGUAAACGUUGUCCACUUGUUAUAGAAAUGUGACAGGGGUCAAGGUUAGUAGACCAGUUUUUAUUUUAAUGUGGCAAAGCAUUGUAAUAAUAUACACAUGUAGCUACUUUUGAAUUUGAAUGACGUCAGUAUUCCAAUGACGUAACUUUGAAUCGCCUUACAAUAAUCAUACACUGGCUACAUGACGCUUCCGUUUUAAGAAUGCUGUAAACACUCAAUAUCUGGCUUAAGCAGCCCAUACAUGAUCAAUUUUAUUGACAAUAAUAUUGUCAAUUAUAAAAAUUGACAAUAUUAUUGAUCAUUAGUGUGUGAUAUUGAAGCAAGUUUUUGAUUGACACAAUAUAUUGACAGAAACAUCGGUAGAUAUUUAUUGAAGGUUUCUCAAUACUAGUGUGUCGUUGAUGGCACUUUGUCAAAUUAUUGCACACUAUUUCAUUCGGAAGCCAGUCAUCUAAGGAUAAACAUGUCCAGUUAGGAAAAAGAAGAGAGAAAAUUUCUUCUUCUUUAUAAAUAUAACAUUAAUAAAAUUAUCAAUCCAC